This is a messenger RNA of Trichomonas vaginalis G3, 399 nucleotides long. RefSeq names its product cornichon protein family. The transcript has a single exon. The record is from RefSeq and is a predicted model, not a curated record. Gene Ontology annotation, biological process: vesicle-mediated transport. Bases 1 to 399 code for a protein of 132 amino acids. NCBI's taxonomy places the organism in Eukaryota, Parabasalia, Trichomonadida, Trichomonadidae.
AUGUGGUUUAUUCUCCUUUUAGGACUUAUUGGCAUUGUUGCUCUUGCUGUUCUCUACAUUAUUAUCAUUAACUCCCUUGUUGACUUCCAAAUAGACCGUAUUAAUCCACUAGAUAUCUGCAGUACUUUAGAUAAAUUUAUUAAUCCCCUUAAAUACGUUCACAUAUUCGUUGCAUUAACAUCAUUAGGAUGGAUCAAGGCUGCUUUUCCAAUUUUAAUAUAUCAUUUCUUAAUUGCUUUCCAUCUUUAUUAUACAACAAGAAAUCGCAGAUAUUUCGAACCCUUAACAAUCGUUCGCGAUUCAGAUAGCAAGAAGUACAAGUUAAUUGCAAUUUUAGUAGGAGUUGUGAUAUCUUUUGUUUAUUCAAUGGUCAUAAUCCUUUUAAGUCUUUUCGACUAA